Messenger RNA from Macrosteles quadrilineatus (aster leafhopper), 1142 nucleotides. RefSeq lists its product as uncharacterized. Gene Ontology annotation, biological process: S-methylmethionine cycle. The record is from RefSeq and is a predicted model, not a curated record. The coding region runs from base 151 to 1062 and encodes 303 amino acids. Gene Ontology annotation, molecular function: zinc ion binding; S-adenosylmethionine-homocysteine S-methyltransferase activity. The transcript has 6 exons. Lineage: Eukaryota; Metazoa; Arthropoda; Insecta; Hemiptera; Cicadellidae.
AAAGUAGUUAUAGACUAGUUUAUUAUCAUCUAUUUAAUCAGUAGUUUGUCUGCUAAUUCCUAUCUUAAGGCCUGAUGCUGAUGCUAUAGGCUAGUGAAGGCCUACCCAGGAAAUAAAUAUCAAGGAAAAUUAUUUUAAAUUUGAUAGGCUAUGGCCGUACUUCUUGAUGGCGGGUUUUCUUCACAACUGAAAAAGCAUGUUGGCGUGGACGAAAAGGUUCUUGCUGAAAAACCACUUUGGUGCGCCGAAUUUCUUGUUACUGAUCCUGAGGCUGUAUGCAACGCUCACUCAGAUUAUGUUGAAGCUGGAUGUGAAAUAAUUUCCACUAACACUUAUCAGGCCAGUGUUGAUGGGUUUCAAAAAUAUUUAAAUCUUGAUAGACAACAAAGCCUGGAUCUCAUCAAGGAAGCUGUUGUUUUAGCAAGAAAAGCAGUAAACAAAUCAGAAAAUGGAAGCAGUGUUUUGGUAGCAGGAUCAGUCGGACCAUAUGGAGCUUCUCUGCAUGAUGGGUCAGAGUAUCGAGGGGAGUACAUAGAGUCUACGACUCAGCAACAGCUAAUGGACUGGCAUAGGCCGAGGAUACAGGCAUUGGUAGAGGCUGGGGUGGACUUGCUGGCUGUGGAGACAAUACCCGCAGUAGGGGAGGCUGUGGCUGUGCUGACAUUGCUGAAGAACGAGUUCCCCAAUCAGAAGGCCUGGAUCAGCUUUACUUGCAAAGAUGGACUGCACUUAUCACAUGGGGAGACGUUUAGGGAGGCGGUGGCACAGUGUUGCCAAACUAACAGGGAUCAGCUGGUGGCAGUUGGCAGCAACUGUUCCAACCCUGUGUUUAUCUCUUCUCUGCUAAAGAGUGCACAGGAGCAGCAAGUUCCCUUCAUUGUGUACCCUAACAGUGGAGAAGCAUGGGAUUCAGAUGCAGGGUGGACAAACAAAGACGCUUGCGUGCCUCUCACCCAUUACAUUCCCGAGUGGAUCUCAUUGGGAGCCAAAUACAUUGGUGGGUGUUGCAGAACUACAGCAGAAGAUAUACGGCUGUGCCGCAAGUACUUGGAUACGUUGUAAGCGAAUUUGGAUGUCAAAAUACAUUUGUAAAUAAUUAUACUUUAUUACUGAGCUUAUUAAGGUUAUAAAUAAAAUUGAUU